GUCAAAAUGUCAGCGUCCUGGUGUUACAUGAGAAAAUUUUACCGAGAGUUUUCAGUAAAAUUGUACAAACCUCUUUUCGGUCGAACUUCGUUUUAUGACACCCCAACAUGCAGAUUUUGUUCAACUCACAAUAAAAACAAGAAGGAUACAGAGAGGAAAAGGGCAAAAUCUCAGAAAGGACCAGUUACAUAUGAAUCAGAAAAAUACGAUGUGCCAACAGAACCUGGAGCCAAAAAGGAUGUUUCCUGUCCCUUACCCAGAAGUUACAGUCCUGAAUUUGUGGAGGCAGCUUGGUAUGAUUGGUGGGUGGACCAAGGAUUUUUUACACCAGAGUAUGGGAGUGAAAGGGGAACUUCUCGAGAGAAAUUUGUAAUGUGUCUUCCUCCCCCAAAUGUGACAGGAACCUUACAUCUUGGACAUGCAAUUACAAAUACUAUCCAAGAUGCUCUUGUUAGAUGGCAUAGAAUGAGAGGUUAUGAAACUCUGUGGGUCCCCGGCUGUGACCACGCAGGAAUUGCCACCCAGGUGGUGGUGGAGAAGAGACUAUGGAAGGAGAGAAGGACGACGAGACACAACAUUGGCAGAGACGCUUUUGUCCAAGAGGUGUGGAACUGGAAGCAAAGUAAAGGAGAAACAAUAUAUGAUCAAAUGAAGAAACUAGGAUCCUCUUUGGACUGGAGCAGAGCUUGUUUCACCCUCGACAAGGAUUUAUCCAAGGCUGUAACUGAAGCCUUUGUUAGCCUCCAUGAUGAUGGACUGAUCUACAGGAAAAACAGAAUGGUUAACUGGUCAUGUCAACUACAAUCUGUGAUAUCAGAUAUUGAAGUAGAAAAUGUAUCCCUCACAAAGCGAACACAUCUGAACAUUCCUGGAUAUCAAGAUAAAGUGGAAUUUGGAACUUUGACGUCAUUUGCAUAUCCUGUGGUGGGAAAAAAUGAAGAAAUUGUUGUGUCAACCACUCGACCAGAGACAAUGCUUGGAGACACUGCUGUUGCUGUUCACCCCCUUGAUUCACGGUAUCAGCAUUUACAUGGCUGUUCUGUACAACACCCCAUUGAUGGGCGACUGCUUCCAAUUAUUUGUGAUGAUUUUGUUGAUAUGGAAUUUGGAACUGGUGCUGUGAAAAUCACUCCCGCCCAUGAUAAAACUGACCAUGAGAUUGGACAGCGACAUGGACUGCCCUCUAUGUCGGUCAUCAGUAGAUCUGGUAUCAUGGAGAAUGUGGGUGACAUUUACACUGGAGUGAAAAGAUUUGAUGCCAGAAAGUUAGUGGUGGAAGAUCUAAAGAGACUGAACUUAUACCGUGGCACUAAGAGUCAUGCCAUGACAAUACCUAUAUGUAGCCGCUCAAAGGAUGUGAUAGAACCAUUGGCCAUGGAACAGUGGUUUGUCAACAUGGAGGAAAUGUCUGCCAUGGCUAUCAAUGUGGUGAAAUCUAAGAAGCUUAGUUUUGUUCCAGAAUAUCAUGGAAAAGUUUGGUUUAAUUGGCUCAAGGAUUCACAAGAGUGGUGUAUUUCUAGACAGCUAUGGUGGGGACACAGAAUACCAGCCUAUCAAGCGUACAAUAAAAAUGAGGGUUGUGAGAGCAGUAUAUGGGUGGUAGCUAAAACACCUCAAGAAGCAUUGACAAAAGCAGCACAAACACUGAAUACUAGGGAGGAGAAUAUAGUGAUGAACCAAGAUGAAGACGUCUUGGAUACAUGGUUUUCCUCUGCCUUGUUUCCAUUUUCACCACUCGGAUGGCCAAAUCAGACGAAGGAUUUGGAGAAAUACUAUCCCAUAAGUCUCAUGGAAACAGGAAGUGACAUUCUGUUUUUCUGGGUUGCCAGGAUGGUGAUGCUGGGGCUAAAAUUGACCAAUCAGCUGCCUUUUCCCACGAUAUUACUCCAUGGACUGUUGAGAGAUGCUCAUGGUCGGAAAAUGAGUAAAUCCCUUGGUAAUGUCAUUGAUCCAAUAGAUGUUAUUUCUGGUAUUACACUUGAGGAGUUGCAUAAGAAGGUAGAAGAUGGUAACUUGUCCCCCCAGGAGGUACAGACAGCCAAAGAGGGCCAGAGAAGAGACUUCCCCAAUGGAAUCCCUGCCUGUGGGACAGAUGCUCUCAGAUAUAUGCUGUGUUCUUAUGAUUUCAAAGAUGAUGAGAUUCCAAUGAAUGUUGAUCAUGUCCAGGCCAGAACACGAUUCUGUAACAAAAUCUGGAAUAGCUUUAAAUUUGUCACAAGCUACGCAGACUCUGCCGUACAAUAUAACACACCUAUAGGACAGUCUGGUGAUCUUAUGGACCAAUGGAUACUGAGCCGUCUGUCUAACAUGGUGGAAAUCUGUCAUGAAGGAUUUCAGUCCUAUGACUUACAGUUCUGCACUAAGGCAUUACAGAAUUUCUGGCUGUCUGAUUUCUGUGAUGUGUAUCUGGAAUAUUCCAAGUCCAUUUUGAAUGGUGAAAAUUCUAAUAGGAAGGAAGCCACUAAACAGAUCCUGUGUGUGUGUGUUGAUGUGUUUAUACGAGGGUUGAGUCCCUUCAUGCCAUACUUAUCUGAGGAGCUCUACCAGAGACUGCCCAUUGUAGACAAGGCAGUCAGUGUAUGUGUGGCCAAGUACCCAGAUCCUGCUGAUGUUCCAUACCGAGAUACAGAGUUGGAAAGCCUGGUAGAGAGAGUUAGAGCUAUAGCGACACAUGUUCUCUCUGUGGCCACCAGAUAUAGUAUCAAGAGCAAACAGCUGAAAGUUUAUGUCAGAGUGCCUCAAGAGAGCCAUCUACACACACCCAAUGUGCUUGAAGCUUUACAGAUAAUGACACGAUGUAAAUCUGUAGAGGUUAUCACAGAGGAAAUUCCGGUAGAAUGCACUGUUUAUCACCUGGACAAUAAAACAGAGAUUGGUAUCAUUUUAAAGGGUGUGAUUGAUGUCGACAUGGAGAUCGAGAAAAUAAAUCAAAAACUUGGGAAGCUCGGGAAAAAGAUGGAUCAACUGAUAAAAUCGUCAGAAAAAGCGUCCAAGAUGACGUCACAAAAAAAACAGAAACUUCAGACAGAGAUACUGGAGACAGAAGAAAUGAUGGGACGACUUAGAGAAAGCAUAGAGGAAUUGGAGAGCAUGCGUAAUAAAAAUCGGGACUAGAGAUGACGUCAGACGACGGUUGGCAAUGUAACAAAAGGCACGUGUGUU
Molecule: messenger RNA, 3162 nt
Organism: Saccostrea echinata
Lineage: Eukaryota; Metazoa; Mollusca; Bivalvia; Ostreida; Ostreidae
Product: valine--tRNA ligase-like
Exons: 23
Coding region: 7-3114 (1035 amino acids)
Biological process (GO): valyl-tRNA aminoacylation
Cellular component (GO): cytosol
Molecular function (GO): valine-tRNA ligase activity; aminoacyl-tRNA deacylase activity; ATP binding
Source: RefSeq, a predicted model, not a curated record